Molecule: messenger RNA, 1325 nt
Organism: Candoia aspera
Lineage: Eukaryota; Metazoa; Chordata; Lepidosauria; Squamata; Candoiidae
Product: endothelial protein C receptor-like
Exons: 4
Coding region: 266-961 (231 amino acids)
Biological process (GO): negative regulation of coagulation
Molecular function (GO): signaling receptor activity
Source: RefSeq, a predicted model, not a curated record
AAGUCAGUUCCUUUGCUGCAGAUGAGGAAAGAGGAAAGAGAACAUGCCCCACCCGCCUAUUCCCAGCCCACCGUGUCCUCUCUCCACCAACCCAGUCCGGGCAAGUUAAUGUUCCUGAUCCCUGAUGGUGCCUGUAUUCCCCAGGGAAUUCAACACAUAUUGGCUUGAGGUAUAAAAGACUGGGAAGUUUCCUUUCCACGGACCUGACUACACUAACAGCACUGAAGGCUUCCUGGCUUUGCAAAUAAGUGACUCCUGAUUGGGAAUGUUGCUCCUGCAAGUUCUCCUCCAGUCUUGGGCUUUCUAUCACUGGGCAUAUGGUGAAGAAACUCAUACAUUCAUCAUGACGUUGAUUGCCAACUUUUCAAAAGACAACUCUGUGGAAUUUGUAGGCAGUGCCAUCCUAGAUAGGACACUGACCCAUAGCUUGGACGGUCCUAAUGGACAACUCAAUGUGAGCCAGCUGCUUCCAUUGCAGCCACCAAACAUCUGGGACCAGACGAAAAGCAAUCUGCUUGAUUACCUGCAGAGCUUCCAGGCACUGGUUAUGUUGUUAUCUAAGGAAAGGAAAAUAUCCUAUCCCAUAUCCAUAUAUUGCACAAAGGGGUGCCAAGUCUCUGAAAAUGGCACCAGAAGCUUCUACAAGAUUUUGCUCAAUGGGACUGAUUUCCUGAAAUUUCACACAAACAAUAAUAGCUGGGAAGGUUUAUCUAACACUCUUAUGGCCAAUUUUACCAGUAAGAAGCUGAAUAAAUUCCCAGAGACAACCACCAAUCUACAGUUCUUCCUACAAGAAACGUGUGUCAACUUUGUAAGGGCGCACACUAACAACAAAGGAGCUAUUACUGGGAAACGUGAAGGACAUUCACACACCCCACUGGUGAUAGGCAUCAGUAUCGGUGCUCUUUCUCUAAUGGGAUUAGCUGUUUGCCUGUUCUUGUGCACAGGUGGGAAGAGAUAGCACAAGCACUGACAAAGAAAUGAACAUCAGCUUUCUAGGUAGUUCAGUGGAGCCCAUCGGAAGAGAAUGAUGCAGCGACCUGUAAGUGUGUGGGGAAACAGACCAGAGUUUACACAACAAGCCUGUACUAUUCACCUCUGACACCUGCAAGUCAAAUUCUAAACAGAUCAACACUAUGAUAAAUUAAGAAAUCUUGUAUUUAUCUGAACAAAUGUUGUCUUAUCUUCUUUGAAGACAGCCCAGAAACCUCAGCUGGUGUAAUAGAAGAUUUUGGACUAGGAGGCCCAGGCUCAAGUUCCAACAAAGCUCAAUCAGUCACUUUGGGUCAGUCACUUUCAACCCAACUCAACCCAAUAUGCCAGUU